CCAGUCGCCCGGCAGACCGCAGACCGCGCACGCACAAUGCUGCGGAUCAAAAACCCGUAAUACGAUAUUACGCGUAACAACAGCAAUAACAAUAAUAACAAUAAUAAUAAUAAUAAUAAUAAUAUUAUUACCGUAAUAAAACGCCGUUGUCGUCGUCGUCGUCGUCGUCGUCCCGCCGGUGCGCGCGACACCCGGUUCCGUCCGAACGUUAUUUCCGUAACGCGUUUCAACACCGUAUUGUUAUUACCCAUUACUAUACGGGCGCCCCGACGUCACUGCGCGCGCAACGACAAUAGUAACAACAAUAAUAAUAAUAAUAAUAAUAAUAAUAGUAAUUGUAAUAAUUGUUAAUAAUAGGUACGUAUACCGUUUGAGAAAAAAAAAAAACAAAUAACAACAACGUACGCCGACGACAAUAAUUAUUCGAUUAUUAUCAUUAUCGACCAUCGCCGGCCCCUGUCAUCGGCGCCCCGAUUUCGCCGAUUUUCGCGUGCCUGUUUCCGGGGAAUCGAUACGUUUUUCUACCGACCGGCGGGAAACCGUACGAUAUAAUUGAGAAAAAAAAAUAAUAAUAAUAAUAAAACCCGACCGAGCGCACGGUUUUUUAAAUUUUUCUUAUUUCUUUUUUCUUUUUCUAUCGUCCGCAAGCAUGUCGCGCGGCUCCCGCAAAACGGCGCGCGCGUUUCUGUGCUGGGCAACGGCGUUCGCGAUUUCCGCGACGUUCCGUUCCGCGUGCUCCGCCGAACCGAUGGACAACUGCUGGCGCAAAGUGUGGUCGUUGACGCCACCGUGCACGGAACUGAACGACGGCGACGGCAACGGGAGGCUUUGCAUAUCCAAUUCGAGAGUGAGUAAACCCGACGGGGGACAAUUUUUUUUCACCGCUCGAACCGCGAGUACCGAUCGGAAUGCGCAUUGAAUGUAAUAAAUUACACGGUCAUAUUUUAUAUAAGUACCAGGCGCACAACUAAUGAAAAAAAUUGAGAAAAAAAAAAAAGCUGUCCUAGGACAAGUGGUACGGGUGCAGUCACUGUUGUAUGUAAUUCAAUGUAUAUCUGUACGCAACGAUCAACCGUCGCUAACGAAAAAACGAUUCUGAGCGGAGUCGUUCGGUUGAUAGUGUGGCUCUGUUGACAAUAUAAUGUAUACGUAUAGGCGUGUCGUAUUAUGGUAAAAUAAUUAUACAAGUCUAUGCAUUGUAUAUGUUCCUUAAAUAUUUAUAUAUUUAUAUUUAAAUAUAUUUUCUUUAUUUAUUGGGAAAGCUCCUGGGAAAAUCAAAAAAUUUACCUCCCUAAAGUAACUACCCGGUCAGAUAUCCUUUCAGAAAAAGUGCCGUCAUUGAAAAUCUGAGCGAAAUUGCUGGUAGAAACAAAUAAAAUAAUACAUAUCGUUGUAAAACCAAGGCAUUCCUCGCUCCACUCAGAAUCUAAAAUAAUAAUGUAUUUAAAUUAUAAUUGCCGCAAAGAUUACAAUAGUAUUACAUCGGUAUACGAGACUCGGGAAAUUUUUAUUAAGUAGGUAUUGAUGUCUCAUCAACGGUGUACGACGACCAAUUAUAACAACGCCGGGAUCAAAACGGUUUUGACGCAAAUAUUAUUAAAACGAGGUGGCCUGUUAUACUCUUGAUGCACAUUCACCUAACGGUCAGCGGCCGAAUAACAGAAUGGUUUAGCUUAGAUUUAAUCGCGAUUUUAAAUCGCGUUUUUGUCUGACCGGGACUGUCCGAUUCGUUUAAAUAGGAACUCGUUACGAUUAUCGUUUGUGCCCCGGGGCAAUCGAAUUAUAAUAGAUUUGAUAUUUUGUUAUCGUUGUUAUUACAUGGUUAGACAAAUGGCCAACAAUUAAAUAUAGUUUUCCAAGAAGAUAAAAAUAAAAAAACAAUAAUAAAUCCAGACCAUUUAUCUACAUUGUUCGUUUCUUUCCAUAACCGAAAUGAGGAAUUGUCACCUACAGCAUGUGUGUGUAGGGUUUUGUUUUCCGUUUUUUUUUUCGGGUGAGGGGGGGGGGGUUAAGUUGCGAAAUUGUUUAAAACGGUAAUUUUUGGUCUGUAAAUAAUCAUAAACCAGAUAUCAUAAUGGUUUAAAUACAUUUAAAAUGUAUUUACUCGUAAGUUUCACGUUACAGAUUUUAAAAUCCGACGCACCACGAAUGGGCCACGGUGGUUAGGGGGACGUGUUGAACGUGGGUCGGGAAUUCAAUUUAUAUCUAUGAUGUUUCGUAUAUGCUUCGAUUAAUCAUUGUUGACGAAAAACCAUCAUUCUAAGUAAAUUUCAAUGAUUUGUAUUACUAUACUUAUGAUUAAUUAUAAUUGUUAUUAUUCUUUAAGUUUUGAGUACCGGUUUUUAAUUGAGCCAAAUAAGUUUUAUCUAUAUACAUCAGGAAAUAGUUACUCGAAAUGUCAUGAUAUUUAAGAUUUUCAUCAAAAUGCAUAUACUUAAAACGGUUAUAAAAAAAACCUAUUACAUUACGUUUAACUUUUCAAUUUUUACUAUUAAUUCCACUCAUGUCAAAUUGUUUAGUAUAUUUGCUGGGCUAAAAAAAAAAUGUAUUCACAUAAAAGUCGAAUAGUUAGUAAAUAAUUCAAAAAAUGCCAGAAUAUUUUGAAAAUUGUACUACGCCUUAAAAGUUUAGUUCAGUAUUCCGUGAAAGGUAUAGAUUUCUAUGAUUAUGUUUAACCAUCAUGAAUUAUAAUUAGAGUUUUUUUUAAGGUGAUUGUAUGUGAGUUUGCACGGCUUUUAAUGUUUUAUAUUUGUUAGCACUUAUUUUAGAUUUUAAAUGGAACGAGGAAUGUAUUGGUUUUACAAUGAUGUUUAUUAUUAUUUUUUUUUUAUGUAAACACUUUCUCUACUAGAAAUCAUACUCCGAUUAUCAAGUAUAGCACCUUUUCUGAAAGGAAAUUUUCUCUGGUUGGUACUUAGAAGAGGUCAUUUUUGAAAUUCUCAUUAAUAUUUGAGAUAAUGAGGAAAACCUUAAUCUUCAGGUUAAAAAAGAUUGAAAGUAAAUAAAAUAAGGCUGUCAUUAGCAACCGUUUUUAUUGAUUUUUUUAUUAUUUUAAUCUUUUUUAAACAAUCAUUGAAACGCACAUUGUUUUAGUUAUUUUAUCAUAAUAUGACAUAACACCAUGUACUGUAUUGUUGACAAAGCAACAUGAUCAACUUAACUCGUUUCAGAAUCGUUUUUUGUUAGUAAUGGUUAACCGUUGCGUUUACAGAUAUACAUUAAAUUUCCCCUCUACCUUCCCAACUAAACAUUAAUAACAGUGGCCUCACGUAUCUACGCACCCACGUGCGAAGUAUGUCCAUCUUUUUUUAUUAUAAUUCUGUUAGAAAAUAAUUGUAGAGAUCUGAAAUUUUUUAUAGAAUAUCGAGUAGAGUAUACUUACAUGUACGUCGUGCAAUUAUCAAAAUAUUUUAUUCAUUUUUCAGCUACUUAUAGACAUUUUAUAUAUUUUUGUGAUUUUUUUUAGUUUAAUUUGAUUUUAUGCGUAUAUAUUCAACAAUUGUUUUGUAUGUACAUAAAUGUUUGAAAAUUUACAUGAUGUUCAACAGUUGUAGAUACUUAACAGUAAAAAAAAAAAAUUGAGAAUAGUUAUAAUUCUUUUUAUAAGUGUUUAAAGUUCAUAUUUUGACAAAACCCGUAAAAAUAAUGUAGCAGUUCGUUUAUUAUUUAUCUAUUUAAGUGAAUAGAUUAUUUUGCUUGAAAAAUUGAUUGAAAAUUUAACACGAAGCUAAUCACAAGUUGUACUUGUUCGGGAGAAGAAAUAGAGCGACAAAAUGAUUCUAUUUCAAAACAUGUUUAACCGAACUUCGCACAGAAUCGUACUUCAUUAGCAAUUAUUGCAUACAGAUGAAAAAUUAAAUAACACAUAUGCCGUAUUCCAUCUACACAUAUAUACUUACAGCAGUAACACACCACAUUUGAAAUCUUCAUGGUUUCAAUUGAUUUUCUGUCGACAAAAUUGUUUUGGUCGAGCAAAAAAAGCUUACACAUUUAACACAAUAGGUUAACCUUAAGUUGUAUUUAAUGGAAAAAAUAAAGUUGAAUGUAAUGUAAGAGUUCUUUUUAUUAGACUUUUUAAGUUCAAAUUUGGACGAAAACCGUUAAACUCACGGAAUCUUAAAACACGUUCAUCUGGACUUGAACUUUAGUACAAAAUCGUUUUUCAUUAGCAAAGAUUUAUCGUUGCGUACAGAUAUAAAUUUAAAAUGCAUUCUACCUUUCCAACUCCCCACUUAUACCAGUGGCACAUCCGUUAGCAUUAUUAACUCUUUUUAAAAUAAUUAUUUUGUGUGUAGUAAUGAAUAAUACUCGCGCUCAGGCUAACUAUAAAUAGACUUCUAAGACUACUUAGUUUAUUUAGAAUACUUAAUAAUUCAUGAAUAACACAUCUAUUAUUAUUAAUCAUUUUAGUAUUUAAGUGUUUCGUAGCUGCGGUCGCGUGGAAAUUAUAGUUUUAUGUAGACCAAUAAUAUUAGUUAUAGGUUUUAUCGGUACUUAUAAAUUUGGUUCUUUUAUUCGACAUUGAUAUUUGAACCUAUUUCGAUAUCCUAAAAAACAAAAAAACAAAAACAAACCAUACGCAAAUAAUAAAGCUAACAAUGUCGAUUUUCAAUCACGUUGCAUAUUGGCUUUAGCAUAUUAUCAUAUUAUGAUGUCGGAGUAUCGGAAUAAAGCUAUCGAACCAAUAAAUCAAUCGAUGGUUUAUAUAUUGAAAACGGUUAAAAUAAAUUAAUACAAUAGUACUUAUUGGACAAAAUUAAGAAGGAGUAGACAGCAUAUAUGGCGAUAUAUAGGAUAUAUAUGGAUAGGCGUAUCCGUGAUUUCUAUUGCCCAAAUCGUUACCUAUAGUAAUAGAGCGGACGAAUACAACGAAACGUGUUUGAUAGUCGAUCGGAAGGAGGAAAUUCAAUUAUUGAUUGUAUAUUAAAUCGCGUUUCCGACGUAGACAAUAUUGUCGAGUCUGCAAUGCGGCAAUCACGGACUGAUCGUAAUAACUAAUUGUAUAAUAAUAUGAUUUAAUAUCGUCGUAUUUACAGAUUAUUUGUACGUAACUCAGAAAAUUUUUCUGUUCGAAUACGACCGCGUAUAUCACUAUAUCCCCCCUCCGUGUAUUACCUGGGUAUUACACGUUAUUGAAUUUCAUAAUUUUUCUAAUUCUCUCGUACUCUAUACGAGUUCUUAUACUUUGCGGUUUUUUUUUUUAAUUUUUUCAAUUAUACAAAUGUUAAAGCGAUAGAAUUCCAAUAGGCAGCUUUAUUCGAGCAAAUACAAACAUUUUUUUUUUCUCAAAUAUAGGCAAUAACGUAAAAUACCAGUAUUUUCAUAUUAUUUUGUCGAUGAUAAUUGAACAGAAAUUAUUGAUCGUUAUGACUUUAUUAUGAUAUCGCCUUUGUAGUUAUAGGAAUAUCUAUAACAAUCGUUUUUCAAAUAAAAACCGAUCGGUAUUUUCAAUCGUAAUUAACUUUUUAAUUAUUAUUUAUUUUUUUAUUUUUUCGUAUUUAAAAAUAUUAUAAUAUGCGAUCAUAUAUAACUAUUCCGUUUUGUUUGUGUUGAAUCGUUACGUUUAAUGACAAUAUUCAUAAUUGUAAUAACUGCAGUUCAGAAUCUAGGUUUAAUUACAAUGGACUUUUAUUAAUAGUUUAUUAUUUAUUUGAUAUACGCUUCAAUAUCACUAUUACUAUUAUUUCAUAUUAACCGUUGAUAAUCAAAAUGCGGACGGGACAUGUGGAUUUGUGGACUUAUCAGCGAGACCGUAUAAACUUGGAGUUAGGUCACCCGUAGUUUUCGUAUACCUACCUAAUAAUGUGAACUAUGGUCAUUGGUCCCGCUCGUUUAUACAAAAAAUGUAAACAAACGACGUGACACUUGUUAUCAGUUCAGGAAAAUAUAGCGGCCCAAGUGUUGAUGGUGUUCCAUCCGAUUUUUUUUUUUAUUAAUCAGUUCGAAAGUGAACACAAUAAUAAUGUCAUACCGUAUUUAUAAUAAUAUACCGUAAGAAUUUGUACUUAGAUAUACGUCAUUAUUAUUUUGUCAAGUGUUUUUUUUUUUUUUAUUUCGUACUACAUAAAUAGUUAAUACGGCGAUUCGUUUGUAUACGAUUACAUACUAUCGAUAUUUAAAUAAAUUUUAAUCGUGUACACAUGGCUACAACACGCCUACAUGUAAUAUUUCAACUCGUGUUAAUUUUCUGAUACGCAGUAAUACGUGGUAUCUGAAUUAUUUAACGUGGUUCCAUUGUAGGGAAUUCAUUGCAUUGCGUUUGAUAUUAAAAUAACAACGUGAUUUUAAGAGGAUGCUAUACCCGCAUUAUUACCGCAGUUUUGGUCUGACUAUAAUGGGUAAAAUUACGUUACUUGUUAGAACACGAAUUGUGACGCGUUUUGAUUGAAACAUAGAUAUACAACGAAAAUUAAAAAAAACAGACUAGUUUUUAAACCAAUAUAAUGGUUGUACCUUUUUUAUGUAACAAUAUUUUAAGAGAAAAGAAACGUACUGCAUUUGAACACACUUUUCUCUUUACAUUUUGUUAUUUGUGUUAAAACUUUAGUUAUUCCGGGACAGUAAAUGCGAAUAUAGCAUUCUUUUAAAUGUGUGAAAUUUAUAAAAUACAGAAAGUCUAAAAUUUAAAUUUCUCACUAAAUUGUAGAUUCGAUUUAGGGAAUUUCGUUUUACUAGUGUGAAAAAAACAUGUUCUUAAUAACCCUAUUAACCCUACUCAUAAUUUUCAUCUAUUCUGUACUGUUUUUUUGAAAAACAUUUUAGGCAUUUCUUCGUUAGGUUAUGAAGGUUAAGUAGGUUAGGAAUAUUUUAAUAGUCAUUCGGAAUAGACAAGACCGGGCAUUUACUCCCUAGAAAUUUAGAAAAACAUAAAAAAUGAUAAGUGAUUGUAAGAAACCAUUAUACCUAAGACUAGGUGUAUACCUAAGACCCAUGUCAAAAAAUGUUAUAUUUUUAGACUAUGCAUUUUUACAUUAUAGAACUGUCUACGAUAAAGUCUAUCAUAAUAUUAUUAUUUUAUUGCGUGAUUAGGGAGUAUGUAUUUGUGUUUCAUUGCGAAUAAAAUAAGUCGCUAGUCAGUGAAGUUGUUAGUUGAAUCUGUCUGUUUCGAUUAUCAUUAUUUUAUGUUACAGUAGAAUCCACUUAUUGCAAUGCUGUGUAUAACGAUAUUCCGGAUAAAACGAUUCCCAACCAUAUAUUUGGUUGGUUUUAUAUAUUACAUGCAGUAAUUUUGUUUGUAUAAAAUGAUAUCAUUUACAACGAUUAUUUGGAUAUAACGAUGGUAUUUGAAAUUUAAAUUGAUUUUUUUAUUUGCCUAUAACAAUAAAUUGGUCUGGUGUGAUUAUUCGUUAUCUUAUCUAUAAAACAUAAUAUCGUAGUAUGUGCAACAAUAUGUGUUUCACUAUUUCAGUCACUGUUUUGAUUUUUAUUCAUCAUUGUUUUUCUAUCGCUGAAUAUUUUAUUAUUACAAAACUUACUCCAAAAACCACCAAGAUACAAAACUGUAAACAUUGAAUUCUAUAUUCAAUAUUUUCAUUUACAUAGCAUGCAAUUAAGUGGUUGGAAGGCGAAGUAGUUUUUGUAUUAUUUAUAUAACAAAAACUAAUACAAUGACCUAAAGUUGUAUUUUUCUGGAAAAUUAUUUUGAACCUUUCGAUAAGGAGUGGAAACGACACACUUUCAGUGACCCUUCAAAUCGUAAAAAAAAAAAAUAUAAAACAAACAUUUACUACGAAAAUUACAGUUACACGUUGUUCAGCUGCGGUAACUCUAACUAAAAGAUCAGACUAAACUAGUAUUUAUAUUCUAGCGAUUUGUUUCACGUUUAUGAAACUCGUUUUCUGAAAUCUCAGAACAUGCCUACUUGAUGGAAAUUAAUUUAUAUAAUAUAAUAUACAUGAUAGGAUUUUACAACAGGUUUUAGAAAAAGAUUGGUGUGAUUAGAAAAAAACGAAUUCUUAAAAAUAUUAGAUUUUAAAACUAGUUUUCACAAAUAAAUUAACAUUUUAAUAUAUAUCUAUUUAGUAUUUUAUACAGUAUAUAAUAUACGAAUAUUUUAUAUAGAUAUAUAGUUUUAAACCUACUUAGUAAUCAAGUUAAUAAAUAUUUACAUUCUAUCGUUUUGUGGGUAAAAAAGGUAUAGGAAAUAUUAAACAACUAUAAUACCUAUUAUCUAACUCGAUUCUAAAUAUGUGUUUAUGUAUAAAAAGAAAACAUAUCUAUAAUACGAAUAAUUUAAAAAGUUUGGUAAACUGUUAAGUAAUUAGUCGGUUUAUUCCCCUCGUAAAGGUUACCCGAAAAUGAACAAAUAUAAACCAAUGUAUCGGUAUAUUUUUGGUCAGUUCUUUGAAUUAUUUAAAAAGAACUGUAGAGGAUUUAGAAAUUCUUUUCUAAUAAAAUAACAUCGAGGGAAAAAUUCAUAUCUUUUAAGGUACGGUGUGAUAAUUUGAUGCAUUUUUAUUGACUGUUUUCGAUUUUACUGGUUGUAAUCAAUUUGUACAAAACUGACAUAAAAUGUAUACAACAUGUGUAAUUUGCGUCAACAUUUCUAAAAUGUGUCUAUAAUUUGGACUAUCUCGAGUAAUAAAAAAUAUGAAUUGCAUAAUUUGCACUAAAAUUCAAAUCGAUUAUUCCAUCGAUGAGAAGCUAAAAACCUAGAAUUCCAUUUUAGAUUUUGAGUGGUUAUUUCAUUAAGUAACCGUUUUACGGCACGUCAGUAUUGACCUUAAAGCUACCCAAUAUCAAUAAUAUAGUAGUAUGAAGAACAUAUAUAGGUAUAAUUGAACAUCUACUUGUUUAUCGGAUGCAUAGAUAGUUAUUUUAAUGCAAAUUAUAAAUCCUUAUUUUAAUGUAAACUAUUAACUCCUUUGUUACUAACCAAAAUGUGUUUUCUGAGAAAAAAAAAUACAUAGAUAUACGAUACAAAUAUACAUACACUAAAAGCGUCAAACUUUCGAAACCAAGAAAAACGUCGCAGCAAAGUUUUUCGCGUUCAGUGUGGAUCGGAUUUUGAUAAAACCAUAUGCGUGGCCAGAUCUUUGUCACGUGUCGUGCACAAGUUAAAUGUGUUGUUUUAUUAACGGAUUGUAGUGAUAAAAGUCUAGUUGAAGUUAAAUAGAAAAGUAAUAUUAAUAAUGAAAAUAAUAUAUUUAUUUCAUCAUAUAACCAAAAAAAAAGUAUUUAAUUUAUUUAAAAGUUUAGUCAAAUUUUGCAGGUUGUACCUGCACAUGGUAGACACAGCCUAUAGGUAAAACUAAUAACUUCUUCGCUACACUUAUAGGUAGUAGGACAAAAAGGAAUUUAUUAAAAAAAAAACUGGAAUAAGACGAAAAACAUAACGGAUAAAAUACCCGGUCAAUCGUUUCUAUGAAAUACUGGUUUUAUUAUCAGUUGGGAUCAUUUAAUAAGAAGAAAACAAAAUAAUAACAAAUUAUUAACUUCGUUUAUAAAUCUAUAGCAGUACGAGAAAACUGUAUAAUUAUUAAUAGUAGUUUUAUAAAUAUUUCGUUUCAUCAUUUAAAUGUGAAAUUUUAUAAUAAUUCGUUAUUUAUCAAGUUCGACCGACAAAUAAAUUACAUUAAUCCAAGCUACGCUAGGAAGCCUACGCUAAAAUGUUAGUUUUUCAAUUAAAUUAGAUUACUUUAAUUGCUUGGAUAUUAUUGAAAGUUCCGACUAUAAAAUAUCGAAAAGGGCAGUGUUCUAUGCUCAAUAAAUAAAUGUUUAUGUAUUUCUUUUUUUACAAAUUAGACCCUUUCUUAUUGCAUUACAUAAUAUAAUGUUUCACUGCCAAGUCAUAUCAACUUAUUCAGAUUAUAAUACUAGUUGUAGAGUGAAUAACAUAUCAAUAUUAAUGGAAAUAACAGUUAAUAUUGUCGUAUUUUCGUUAGAAAAAAAAAAAUAUGUGCCAUUGAUGUAGAUUUUAUAUUAUCCUGCAGUAUACAUAGCAUAAUUACCUUGACUUACCUUACCUUACCGUUGUGUUACCUUUUUGUAUAGGAACUAGUAUGUUAAGGGACAAUUUGAUUUGGCGAUCGUAAUUCAACGUCAGCGUUGUAGUGAAUGAGAGGUGUUUUAGCAAGAUUCCCCAAAAAAAUGUAUUAUUAUUACACGUCCUUACGCCACUUUUAAAAUAUAAAUAAAUUCAGUAAUAUACAAACAAAAAACACGACUAUUACUACUCUACUCAGAAUAGUUUUUUGUCUGUAUAACUCAAUGACCCUGUAUAUUCUAUCUUCUCAACCACUCACCUAUCACAGUGAGCAGUAUCGACUGUUUUAUUAUUUGAUUCUGUAAUUUUGGGUGUGGACAUGAUAAUAUUAUUAUGCAGUUACGGUUUUUCUAUAUAGUUAAUAUUAUUAUUAUUUCUAAUUCAAUCUAUUCGACACUUGGCAGUUUGAUGGCUUAAGACAAAUUUGUACAUGUAUACAGGUAGCGUGUAUAACUCGCAGGAUAGUGAAUUUUUUUUUUUAACGACGAGAUUAACUCGUAUAGGUGCAGUUUUAGAAUAUGCAAAUACAUUAAAUAGAACUGGUAAGGUAAGGUAUAUUAGAGUUUUAUGUUUAAGUAUAUAUAUAUACAUAUAUAUGUUUGAGAACGAGUUCCGUUUUAUUAUUUUUUUUUUCGACUGGCGUUUUUGUCUGGAAAUUAUUCUAGUGCUGGUUGAUAUUAAGUUAAAAACGUUCACGUGUUAAAAAAUGUGCCUAUUUCUCGUAGUAUCUAAUCACGAUGUAGUAUAAGAAUGCAGUAUAGUUUGCAGUAUAGUCGGUGCCAACUGGAAACCGGUUUUUUUAUUCAUUUUUUUUAUUAUAUCUUCUUAUAAUAGUAGAUGAGUUUUGAAAUAUUACAUUUAUCAUCUAAAAUAUUGAGUUGAAUAUUCUUGCAGUUAGCUGCUUCAUUCAUAAUCGAUGAAUCGUAAUUAUUUAUGUUUGGUACUAUUAUAUUAUUUCGUGUACCUAUAAUUAUUAUUCAUUUUCGUUUCUAUUAUAUUUGAUUUUAUGCCGCGUCUCAGUUGGUAUCCUACCGUUUUGAAUAGUUACAUACGAAUAGAUUUUUUAUUGUUCGACUACUGUGAAUUAUAAUUUUGCUUUUUUUGUCCUUUACUUAUAGGUGGUUAUAUUUCUUACAGAUAUACAGGAUCGAAGCAUUAUUGUUAUAUUUUUUUUUUUUUAUUUUUGUUAUAUAGUCACGUAAAGUAUAUUAUAAAUAAUUUUAACAUAUUGUGGCAAUAUUGUUUUUUUAAAUAAUUAAACUAAAAUGUAUAAAAUAUUUACUAUAUAGGUACGGUUUUGCUCGUACCUACCUACGUAGUGUAUUGAACGAAAAAUAAUAAUAAAAUCAAGUCUCCUUGCGGAAACAGUUGCUUGUAAUAAUAAUAAAGAAAAAAAAAUCGUUUACUGCUGAUGGGUAUGCCACUGUUUUAGGAGGGAACACACACACACACAUACAUACAAACGUAAUAUAAUAAAACUGAUACAUUACUCGCUCUGGUUAGAAUAUAAAAAUAUUAAGUUUUUUCCAUGUAACCUGCAAUGGAUACACAAAAUAAAUAAAAACGUACUAUUUUUUGAUUUACGUGAAUAUAACUUUUUGGCGAAACUAAAAUGCAGUAUUAGCUCUUAUCUUAUUGUUAUUUAGUAAAGUUGUUUACUGAUAGAUAUUCAUACAGCAUUUAAAAUUUAGUUUACAAAGCUAUCAUAAUAUUUUAAGAAGUUAAGUAAUAAAUAAAGCAUAAUUUGGAAUAAGCAUAGCAUAAUUAUGUUUGGUUUCAAAGCGAUUCAUUUGCAAACUACCAAGAAUAUGUCAUAUGGGCAUUCUUAUUUAAGAUUCAUUAGGGUGACACGAAAUUGUUAUUGUUUAUGAAUUUAUGAUUUGUCAUCUUUGGGUAGGUAUUUAAAGAUUUAUAAUUUUAAGUUAUUAUAAAUGUUAUAGUAAAAGUACGAACACCGUUAAAUCAUAAUAUAAUAGAAUAAAUAAAAUAGUUUAGUUCAACUCCGAAAUUCGAAUUAUAGUAAUUGUAGUUUACAAAUAAGGUACGACAAAUCUUAAGAUAAACGACUUAUUUCAGUAAAAAAACACAUCAUAGUAAAACCAAUACAUUCCUGGCUAUAAAAAAAAAAAAUGCUUGGCUGUUAACAAAUUUUACACCAGAAUUAUUGCUAUGAUUAUUAACUUCAAGGGUGUUCUUUGGUGGAAAAUGUUGUCUAAUAUCAUAUACGCAAUGACGGUUUCUGUUAUUUUCGAUUUGGAUUAUUGUUAUAAUUUAGUUAGAAAUAACUAUAGAGACCAACAAUUUUUCCCGAAUAUUGAUAUGUAAUACAUAUUGGUCAUUUUUUAGAUAUACAGUUAAAAUGAUUUGUUUUAACUCAGCAAUAUUGAAAAUCAUAAUCAUAGUACCUAAUACAAACUUAGAGUUUCAAUAUCAAUAUGUUUGUAAUUUAUUUCUUGCUAUCAACUACAUACCUACGUAAUCCGAUGUUCAAUAUAUACGAACUGUUGCACUAUGAACUGUAUGCAUAAUACCAUAUAACUUGUUAUUUUUAGAUAAUAAGGGUACCUAAAUAGUUUCUUAUUAAUCGUUUGAGCAAUUUUUUUUUUAUUAUUCGCUAAAAUUAUAAUUAUAUCAAACUUUUUGAUAGUAAAUUGAUUUAGUGGAAGUAUGAAUAACUUUUAUCAUACUUGAUUGAUUUAUUAAUAGUUUAUACUAAUGUUUAGUCAAGGUCAAAGAAAUUUUCUCUUAAUUUGUAUUAAAGUCAAAAUGAAUGAAUAUUUCUAUUGUCUAUUUUUUAGAAUUAUCAACUAUCAUGCAUGCACAAAUAAUAUAAAUAAUACAUAAUUAUUUAUUAUUAUAGACAAAAUAAUCAUAAAAAUGAGAUGAUAUUGCCGAUGGGCGUGCCACUGUUCCAAAAGGGGGGGGGGAAGGUGAGAUAUAUAGAUUCAAUUAAUUUAUAUUUUUAUACAACUAAAUCUAAACCAUCGAUUAAAAAAAAAAAAAAACGAUUCGAAAACGAAGUGAUUUUUACGAUUUUCAUUAAAGUUUGAACUCUAAACGCUUAUUAAAAAAAGUAUAACUUUACUACAAUCAAUUUUUUUUCUUUUACCGGUAGUUAACAUUUUUAAUGAACCAGGAAUCUCUUCUUAAAUUUUCGAUUAUUUUUACUGGGCAAACAAAUGUAUUGUUGUAACAUCAUGUAACAAAUGUACAAACCAACGAGAACUAAAAACAUUCGGAACAUUUCAAAUAGCUAUAAAUAGUUUAAAAAAUCAACAGAAUGUUUUGAACAUUUUACCACGUCUAGAAAUAUAAUAUGUAUCUAGCAGCCAUUUUAACUGAAUUACAAUAAUAAUAAUAUUCAUAAUAAAAUCAAAUAUAACAGAAUUCGUUAAUGCUUAAAUUUGUCUUCCGAUUUUGAUGUUUUGUCCAAUUAUUCAGAAAAAAAAAAAUGAGAAAAAUUAUAAAAUGAUCACUUGAUUGGCAUUUGAAAAUCGGAGCAAGAUUUCGAGUAGAAUUGUGUUUCUCAGAUACAUCGUUAGUAAAAUCAACAUUUCUCGCUACUGGGGCUGAUCCAGAGCUUAAUGUUGGUGGGGCAAAAGUGCAAAUAUAGUACUAAAAAUAGUAAAUUAAAAGACUUCAUGAACCAAAACACACUACUUCACUACGGUGUAUAAGAAAAGAGGCAAAUGACUCUGUUGCCAUUCCUGGAUCCACCGCUGUCUCGCUAUGAAUCUAAAAAACGGAAAUUUCAACUUUUACAAUCAUUAAUUAUUAGGUACUCUAUGAUAAUAUUUCGUUCUGUACAAAUUCGAACAACAGUAAUAAUCGUUCGGAGUUUAACCGAAAUAUGUUUUAUCCCAUAUAGAUACUAAACCCUACGUUUUAUUUCGUCAAAACCCUGAAUUAUUUUUAGUAGUUUGUCUUUUAUACACUUUAUAAUGUAUGACCCGUACGCUCAUAAAAACAGUAUCAUUCCACUAUUAGUGACUAUUAAAGUCCCUUUCAAAAUAUAUGAAUGAUUACAGUGGUUAUAUUUACUAAAAUUAUAAGUCGCCCGAUUUAGUAGAUAGACAAUAAUAAUUAUUAUCUUAGGUACCUUAUUAUAAACCGGGCCAUACGCUUUAUGUAUAGUGCAAUUAAUAUGUUAUGUCGUCGAUGGAAUGUUUUGAAAAUUUAUAUUAUAAUAUUUGAAUUACAUUACAUUUUCGACGUAUAUACAUUUAAAAUGGUACGUUUUAUGAUUACUUUAAUUAUUAUUGCUGUUGAUAUAAUAAUACAACAAUUAAUAUUACUAUCAGAACUCGGAGUUCAAUGUUUAAUUACAAUUUAUAAUAUUUCAUUUUAUUUUUUUUUUUUUUUUUCGCUAUCGUAUGAUUUAGCGUGUUGUUGUAGUGUAUGUUGUGUGUAUUUAAUCUCAAGCGAUUAAAAUAUAAAUAUUUUAAUUUCGACAAUGUCCAUGUAUUAUUCAAUAAAAAUGCAUAGAAAAUACGCUUUAAUGUACAAUAAUAUAAGUAGGUACCUAAAGAACUUUUUUUUUUUUUUUAUAUACAGAUUCUAGAAGUCACGUAGCCAGGAGUUUUUAAUGGAGAGGAGGAGGUGGACGAACUCACAAUUAUUAUUAUACGUUAGCAUUAAUUCCCGUUAAUUACAUUUGAAAUUAUACUACUUUAUUAAUGAAAAUUAAUACUAGGUCGUAGUGAGUUUAUCAAACAAAACACCUAACGUCUAUUAAAUAGCGUGUCAUCAAUUCUCAAAAUAAUUAAAAAUUUAAGACUGAAAGUUUUUGACGGUUUUGUCUGAACUUUAAAAAUAUAAUAUUUACGGUUAUGUACGGUUUCUAUAGGAGGGACAUGGACCUUUUGAUCACUUCUUCCCGUCGUUAUGCCGUUGAAUACUUGUGACUACGAAAAUACAUUUUAUUUUUGCAGUCGGCAUUAUGAUUAUUAUUGUUAUCAUAGAAAUGUAGAGAAAAAAGUAUAACAUUAUCGUAAGUGUAUAAACAACUGUAAAAUAUUGGAAAAAAAGUAAAAAUUAAUAAUGAAGUAAUAGCUAACUUGAUUAUAGAUUAAUGCCCAAUAUACAGGAUAAUCAUUAACAAUAUGAAAUAUAGUUUGAACUGGGUAUUUUGGGAGCAAUUAGUAAACGUUUCUCAUCAUGUCUCUUGAUAACGAUUAAGAAACCGAUCGGCUAAAGUAUGUAGACCGGGGAUCCACUUCCGAGGAAGUGCUUGAAUUGGAAAAUAAAAAGAAGAGGGAUUAUAAGACUUUAAGCGUCCCUUGAAAUUAUUGGAUUCAAAGUAAACAAUGGGGGGUUUCACACCCCUAUAAUCUAUGAUAGAAGUGUUCUAUGUAUAGAGUACCUUAUACUAUUUUUCAAACAUAAUUCAGAAAUGUAUAAAAAAAAACCUGGCUUCAUUAAUAAUAACACUACUGUUGACUAAUUUUUUGUUUAUGUAGGUACGUUUACAAUGUAUACAUAUACAUUACAUUACAUAUACAUAUACGUAUACAUAUACAUAUACAUUGUAUAUUUUAGAUUCUACUACAAUAGAUUAAAUAUGAAAUGUGUUUUUGUAAUGGUUUCCGGUUGAAUAUAAAUUUUGUCUAGUUGGUGUUGUAAGACGGUAAUUUUCUUUUCCUUAUUGUUUUUUGAAGAACACGUAAAAUCUGAGAAACACGCCGAGGAAACUGUAGUAUUUAUACAAUAACGGUUUCUAGGUAUUAUAUUCACUUUUGUUUUAUAAUUAUAACUCAAUGCAAAAUAAUGGUACAAGCUGGCAGUUUCACUAAAUAUUUAUAAUUUAGUUUUUUGAUAAUACAUAUUAUGUAAAUUUGUCGAGAUAUGUUACAAUUUUCUAAUUAUGUAUAGAUAAUUUCAAAUUGUUUAGUUUUAUUUGAUUUUAUGAGCUUAAAAUUGUUUUGGCCCUGCAAAUAUGCUUAACAAACUCAUUAAAAGUUUACGUAAUAAGCGGUAAAAAAAUGUUUAAGCAUAAUGUAUCAAUUAUUUUAUAAGAGUUUGUAGUUUAAAUUUUAAUAUACAUGUAUUUUGUUCAAAAUUCAAAAAUAUGCUUAGGGCAAGUGGGUGUUCUACUAAAAAUAAUUACUAGAGGUACGCUAACAUUUCUGAAAAACUAGUUAAGGUACUAAGUCCUGCGUUCCCUCCUAAUUCGAGAGCUAGAUCUUGGUUGACGAACUGUGACAUCAUGUAGCAUCCUUUUUCGUUAAAAUCAGUAUCUACACUUUCUAUUUUUGCAGGAUAAACUGCUACUUAAGUAAAAAAUUCAAAUAUUACUUUUUUGUUUUUAUAAACAGUGAUUAAAAAAAGGUGGGUAAUAUACUACUGGUAGUAUUGUAUAUUAAACAUUUAUCAAAACAUUCAACAGUUUACUCCCUAGGUUAUUUUAGUAAGGAAGUCAUCGAAUUAACUCAAAAUUAUUUUUCGUGUCUAUGCAAUGAUUUAUCUUCACUUAUAGCAAAUAACCACACUAAGUUACUCUAUAUAUAUAUAUUUUAACUUCACUACUAUCCACCUAAAACAGCGACCUACCCACGGUGCAAAAUAUAUUUGGCUUUUAGAUCAAUACUAGCGUAACUAAUAUAAAUAUUUUAUUAAUUAACUAUUAAUUAUUUAAUAAAUUGUUGAAUAAAAAAGAAUUUGGAAGUGUUUAAUUAAGACGUGUUAAUUUUUUAAAUUUUAUCUUAGAAUUUUUAAUUACAUGUUUGGGAAAUUAGAGGAGAGUAUAUAAAAUAAAAAAAAUACAAAUUAAAAAAUACAAUUAAAUACUUUUUCAAAAGUUUUUUUUUUGGUAUUCCAAUUUAUGAUUGAGUUUGAACAGAACACAAUUUUUAUCUCUAAGUUGUAUAAAAAUUUGAUUAGAAAAAUGUCAGAGUGUGACAUACGGGCAGACAGACAGACAGGAUAAAAUACUAAUGGUUCCAUUUUUCCCACUUUGAUUACGGAACCCUAAAAAUCAUUAUUUUUUUGAGAACUUUUCGCCUUCCGAAAAAUAAGUGGUCAUAUGAAAUGUGAUUGUAACAUAACCUUCUAAAUUUUUAUUUGAUUAUCAAAUUGCAUUUUUCGGAAUAUCACGUUUUUCCACAUCCACUAACCACUUAGAUUCAUUCUUCUUUCAAAAUUUGCCAAAAUAAUAUUUUUCAAAAUUAAAAAAAAAAAAAACAACAAAUCCAUAAUAGGUACUUUAAUACGUUAUUUCAUUAAUCGUGUAAAAUAUAAUUAUGUAUAGUUAAUGUUCAUAACUGAAUAGUGUUCACAUUACCUAUCCCUGGACAUAUAUAUAUAUUAUUAUUUUUUUAGUUAAAAUAUUCAAAAUAUUUAAAAAAUCGCUUGAGAUUGAAAUUUUGUAGAAUAUUGUAAAAAACAAAAAUAUGAAUUCACAAUAUUAAACUACGGAGUUAUAGUAACUUUCUUGAUUAUUGUUUUGAUUAUAAAAAUAGGGUCUGCAAUAAUUAUUGUCGUAAUUUUGAACUGUAUAAUUAAGUUCAUUAUCACAAGCAAUUUAUAUUAAAGUGAUUAAAAAUUACAUAUUAAUUUGAUAAAUGAUUAAACAGAAAAAAAUAAAUACAAAUCGUUACUAAAUCGUGUACGGUCGUAAUAUUGAAAUUGGGAAUAAUUCUCAUAAAUUGUAUACACAAAUAGACAAAUUGUUUAACAUACAAUGACUGUGUUGACUCUUGAAUUUAAUUGUUAUCGUUAUUUGUUAUAGAUUUUUUGAUAUGUUUCUUUGUUCGUAUAUCCAUACAGUUAGUUUUCACAAAUGAUUUUAGAUUCUGAGUGAAACGAAAAACAAUAUAUUGGUUUUACAAUGUUUAUUUUAUUUAUUUUUUUUUAUCUGUGAACAACUUUCUACCAGCAAUUUUGCUUUGAUUAACAAGCGUAGUACUUUUUCUGAAAUAAAAUCUUACUAGGGUGUUACUUUAUGAAGGUUAUUUUUUGAUUUUCUCAGGAGUUUUCCCAGUAAAUGUGAAAAACAGGGAAAAGCGGAUGAAAAAUGAAAAAUAGGUACAAUAUUAAGCAAAUAUUAUUUAGGAAAAUAUAUAACGCAUAUGCACAUAUUUUGCCAUAAUAUUUCAUAUUUAUUGUUGACAAAGCAACACUAUCAACUGAACUCUGCUAAGAACUGUUUUUUCGUUUGCAAUUAUUACAGAUAUACAUUAAAUUUCCUUCUGUAUUUUACCUUUCCCAUUUUCCACCCGUUAUCCAAGGACAGCUUUUAUUGUUUUAAUUAAAUUAAAAAUAAUCGUAAAGAUUUGGAAUUGUGAUAAAAACUUAUACCUGCCUUUAGACGUAGUCAAAUUUUCAAAACAUUUUAAUCGUUUGAGCUAUGUAUAGACAUUUUAAUUUUGCGACUUUGCUAUGUAAUGUUUAUUCGGUAUGUACUCUAUAGAUAAAAUUAUUAGACCAAUCAGAAAUACUUGAAAAUUUAACAGGUACAUAUAUUAUAAGUCGUAUUGUGGUUUCAAAAAAAAAAAAAUUGAUUGCAAUGUACAAUUUUUUUUAUAAUGAUUUAAAUAUGCAAUUUUUAUUAGUGUUUUUAUUACGGAUCCAUGGUGGUUUAUUAUUAAUUGUUAUUCAUUUAACAAUGAUUAUAGUAAGUAGUGAAGUGAUUUAUCGACAUAUCGUGUGAAAUGAAAUCAUAAUUAUUCCAUUCAAUAUACAUUUGUUAGGCUCGUUAAUACGUGUUACAAACCAAAUAUAUAUUUACAUAUUUUUUGUUACCAAAAUAGAUUUUAAUUGGUUAAAGACAUUUUUUUUUUAUAAUUGUGUUAAAAAUAAUUGUAGAGAUCUAAAAUGUUAUUAGAAUACUUAUGCUGGUAUUUCGAGACGUUCAAUUUUCAAAACAUUGUGACGAUAGGCAUUUGAUAUUUCGCGUUUCUAUAGAUUUUAUUUAAUUUAAUAACUACCUAUUAUAUGGAUACAAUUUUUUGUAAAGAAACAGAAAUGUUUGAAAAUUUAACACGAGAUUCAUUAUAACUUUCAAUAAGUAGUAAAUAGUGAAAGUAUCGUGAACUGAUAACUACCAUGGCCUAUCGUGAGACCUUGUGCUUAUAUCAUAUAAUACACCGUAAAUCAUGUAUGGUCCGAAUAUCACAAAGCCAAUCCUGAUAAAUCCCAAUUAAGUGCCACCAGAUUCGAGACCCCUCAAAUUUAGACUAAAUGAUAUUUGUAGGACUGAUUAUUUAGAAAAUACAUUAACGCUAUACUAAUAAUACGUGGACCAAUAAAAUUAUAAUAACAUGAUUGGUACGUGGAUAAGCAAGUUUAAAAAAAAGCUACAAGAAGAAAUGCACGUCAGUCAUGACUCAUCAGCAUCAUACGAAGACAAAUGAUUCAAUGGUUCAAUUAAAUAUACACUUUUACUCUUUUUUGAACUAAAAUAAUAAUUUUUAAUUGUCGUACAGUUUUCGUUAAUAUUUUAUCAUAAUACAUGGGUAAUAUUAAAUAUUAGAUUUAUAAUAUUUUAAUGCAUAUUUCACAUCAUUGUAUGAAAUUAAAUGUUGAAGUGGUCACUUGAAAACAUAUAAAAUCUCUAAGAUAAAAAACACAAUAUAAGUGCCUAACAUAAUCAAUUUAAUAAAAUAAAACUAUAAUAAUCUUAAAAAUUAAUACUAAAAUAUUAAAGAAUCAAUUUAGGUACUGAGUUGUAAUAACAAUGUUUUUUUUUUUUUUAGAUAAAAAUCCAUGUGAACACUAUUGUUGUUUAAAAUCAAAAAUAGAUAUAGAUUUGAAAGUAUAUUCGAAAACCCAUAAUCAUCAAUGUAUAUCUUAUUUUCUCAAUAUAUGUCGUUUUUCUAUAGCUAGUACCUAACACCUUUAAUCAUGUACUAAUCAUUAAAUAUCAUAUGAAAUGACUGUGUUAAUUUUUAUGUUAAUAUUUUACGGUAGUCUAUAUAUAUUUUUAGUGUACCAAUACAUCAAGACCAAAUACAUGUACAAUCGAGUUCAUUAGUUCCGAUCAAAAUUACCCGAUUAGAUCAAUGUCGAUUUCAGAUGGUCCGGAGCUGACACAAAAACCUAGGAGGUCUACAAAUGCUGAAGGUUAGAAAAUCUAUACAAUUUUAAAUUUCAUUUUGACAUAAUAAAGCAACAGGUUAUUAUAUUGAUUUUUUCUUAGCUUGGAUCGGUGGUUUGUUAUCGGUAGGCGUUAUAAGUUUAUCGGGAUUAGUAGGUGGAAUAUUUUGGCCAUUACUCAAUGACCCCAAAAAGAAGAAAACUGUCAUGCGAUUACUAUUGGGUUUGGCCACAGGAUCGUUGUCGAGUUCAGCUGUAUUUCAACUUUUACCGGAAGUGAGUGAAAAUACUGAAAACAAUCUUUGAGAGGGAGGGGUAAGAUUAUAUUGAUGUAUAUGUAAAAUUGCAGGCAUUUAAAAUACCAGAGGCAUUUCCCGACUACAAGUAUACUGCACUGAUAAUGUGGUUAAGCUUGUGCGGAUUGUAUACCAUCGAAACGUUGGCAGGCAUUUUUUUUUAUAAAGAAGAGAAAAAGGUAUACGAUUUUUCGAAUAGGUUUACGUAUACAUACGUUGUAUUUUUUACUCUAGAUGACUAAUACUAUGUGAGGUUUAUAGAUCAUUGUCGACGAAUUGUCGCCGUCCCUUCAACUCGCUAACGGCAACACUACAGAAAUGAAACAAAUAUCACACGGGCACAGUCACAAAAUGAAUACAAAGUCCAAUGUACGAGUAUAAAAAGCAUAAUUAUUUACAUAUAUUCCGUUGAUUCUUUUAUAUCAACGAUUAUUCACAUGGAGAGUUUAGUACUUUCAGUCAUAUAUAAUAUUAGUUUGUUUAAUAAUCGUAUUUUCUAUAUCAAUAAAAUGUGACCCUUAUUGCCUAAUUUAACCUAACUAUAGAUAUAUGUAUCAACUUUUGAUUUUCAAGUACAAUUCACAUGGAUAAUUUUUAAACUCAAAUUUAAAUGAGAAAAAAUAUUAUUUUUCUAAACACUUUUUGAUACGCAGAAAUCUAUAAUAUCGGAAAAUCGUUUCUGUGUAACAGAUUUUAAAGUAGUUUAAUAUUUGGAUCGAAUGGGUUGGGAAGGAUAAUAAUAAUAAUGGCAUAUCCACAAAAAGAUAACCCUUUCCCCAUUCCUCCUGCCUAAAUUCAUGAUAAAAGAAUUACCAUGCAUAUCUUUAUGUGUGGUGUGAAAAUAUCAUCAUAAUAUUAUUGUUUUGUUUGUGAUAGGACGAUAAGAGUCCAAUAUCGACACUGGCCCUGUUGGUGUUGUUCGGCGACAGUCUUCAUAACGUGAUCGACGGCAUGUCGAUCGGUGCUGCGUUUUCGGAAAAUGUCACUACCGGAAUAUCUAUAUCGAUCGCCAUAGCGUGCGAAGAAUUCCCCCAUGAAAUAGGUAAACAAAUUAAAAUUUGCGGCCAUCUGUUGAAAGUAAAAAGUUGGGAAGGUAUAAUACCUAGGACAAUUUAGUUUAAAUACUAGCCGCAUAUUGGUACGAUAAAUCAUUGCAAAUGAACAAUGAUUUUGAGCGAAGUUCGGUUUAAACAUUUUUUGAUAAAUUUAAAUUGUAAAUUAUAUUCAUUCAUAACCAUAAAAUUAAUCACAAUCAUUCAUGUUUUUAUUAUUUACGAUUUUCAUCAACCUUAAAAUACACGUAUAAAAAUAAAUCAUGAAAUUAAGUAUAAUUUUUUUACCACUUAUUACAACUCAUGAUUUAACCUUUUAUAGAAUGAGUAGUUUCACAGGGCUAAAUAACUUUAGUUACAUAAAUAAAUCGAAAAAUAGUAUGCAGAAUUUUGAUGGUUAUUAGUUUAUUACGAUUUACAACCGCUUAUAAAAAAUAUCGUGAUUGCGGAUUUUUAUGUAAGAAACUACUAGAAAAUCUUGCUUGUAACGAACAAAUUUUUGAGUAUUUGGAUACAUAAACGGCCAAAAAUUUUAAUUUAUUAAAACCGAAAAAUGAAAACAAUUUAAAAUAGACAUAAAUAACUUAAAAUCACCAGAAUAUAUUUAAAAUUAUAUCAUGUCUAGUAAGUGCUAAUAUAAGCAUUUGGUGUAAAUUUCAGGUCUCUACAAUUAUUUUUCACUAAAUUUUAACAAUAACAAAAUUGAUUUUACAAGAAACUGCUGUUUCUUAAAUAUUUUCGUUUUCUCGCACAAUUAAAAAAAAUUCUAGGAAAAUCCACAAAAGAUAAUAUAAGCAUACCAAUUAGACAACAUUUUCUAGCACAAAUCAUCCUUGAAGUUGAUGAUUGGUGUGAGAUUUCUGGUCGAAAAAUUGUUUACAGACAAAAAAGAAAACACUCGUCACAGUUAAAUUUAACCUAACCUACUUACUAAUUUUUUAGUAGUAAAUUGUAGUAGUAGCAAAUUUGUAUUUAAAAGAAUAUAAUAGUAGGUAUAUAUAGGUUUUAUAUAUGUUUAUUAGGUGUUAUAUUAAAAAAAAAUAUAAGUUGUUCAGAUAAACAUAAUACUCAAUACAAUUUUAUAAAAAAACUAAAAAAAAAAAAACCCAUAUAUUUAUCAACUUAUAUAUUAUAAUAUAUUGGUAUAUAAGUAAAAUAAAUAAAUAAACAUACAUGUAUAGAAAAAGAACAAAAGAAAACCAGUGUUUCCAGUGUAUCCAGUGUUGUAUUUAUAAAGAUGGGCCACGGGUGAUCACAUGUCCAGAGGUGACAUAUCUUUGUGAAGAUAUGUUUAAGCAAAAUUAAUUUUAAAUAUGUAAUAAAAAAAUACAAAAAUAACCUGUCCUUGUUUAAUGGUGACGGGAGCAGCAAUAAAGGAAUUUAAUGUAUAUCUGUAAGCAACGAUAAACCAUUGAUAACCAAAAAACAAUUUUGAGUGGAGUUAAGUUAAUAGUGAUGCUUUGUCAAUAAUACAUGUAUCAUACUAUGGUAAAAUAAUCAUAUAGGUAUUAUAUAUUUUCUUUUAUAAAAUUUGUUUAAUACAGUACCGAUUUUCCCGUUUUCCUGAUUUUCUUAUGUUUUUUCUCGGUUUCCAGAUUUUCUGGGAAAAUUUUUGGGAAAAUCAAAAUAUGAUUUCUCUAAAGUGCCUUCUCAGUCAGAUUCCUUUUCAAAAAAAGUGCUAUCAUUGUAAAUCAGAGCAAAAUGGCUAGUAGAGAAGUUGUUCAAAAGAAAAAAAAAGGCCUACAUAUUUUUUAACUAAUACCUACCUACCUACAUUUCGUACACUCUCCCUGUUUUUCUCUUUUUUUUUGGUUUUUAAUAUUUUAUGAGAAAACUGAGAAAAUCAAAAAAUGACCUCCUUGAUGUACCACUCUAAGAAAAUUUAAUUUCAGAAAAAGGUCUACAUCGUAUGUAUUAGAGUAAGCUUUGUGGUAGGAAAAGUGUUUGCAUAAAAUUCAAAAAAAUGUAUACAUCUUUAUAAAACAAAUACAUUUUUUGCUACUCUCAGAAUCUGAAACAACUUAAAACUCAUUUUAUUUGUAUUUUAUACAAAUAUUAUAUAUCAUUAGAUGUAUUAUUAUAUGUAUUACUAUAUAAUAAUAAUAGGAUCAUAAAAAUGUUCAAGAAAAAUCUAUUUUUGCAAUCAGCUAAAUAAUAAUUUAAUAAUUAGUAAUCAUGUUUUGUUAUUUAAUAUUGUGUUUUAUUAUGUAAAAAAGCUUUAAAUUUUUUUAAUUAAUAAACUAUUUAAUUAAUUAAUUGUUCAACAUCAUCAUUGAACGCUCAACAUUGCCAUCAUGAGAUGGUUGCUAGAUUAAUCACUACCUGGGACGUAUUUAAAUGUGUUGAUAAUAUUAAAGAAUCUCGAUCAUAGUUGAAAUAAGUGUAAUAUGAUAAGUAGGGUUACAUAAAAUUGGUUUUUCUUUGUGUUACAAAUUGUAAUUUUUUUUUUCUAAAUAUUUGUUGAGUUUUAUGUUUAGUGUGAAGAAUUCUUUGUAAAUGAGUAAAUGUUACCUAGAGUUGAAUAUUUUGUAAAAAUCUAUCUUUCCACAUAAAACGUUUGAUACCGAUUUACCUAUUUCACCAGAUUAGUUUGAGAUUAUAUUUAUUUUAGUUAAAAAUAUAGGUAUACUUAAGCAUUAUUAGUAUACCAACUCAAUAGCAUUAAAUCUUCUAAUAGAUUAUGCAUGGUAUAUACCUUUAUUAAGAUAAUGAAACUUACAGCUUCAUUAUGAUUUAUGUAUUUUUAUUAUUAUUUUAUUCAUUAAUUCACAGUUUUAUGGAGGAUACGACAUAUUAGACGUAAAUUUCACUAAAUACUAGGUAUAUACUUGUGAGAUAUCUAGACGAAAACCGUCUUAUAAAAUAUGAACGAUUAUGUUAUUAUUAUUAUUAUUAUUAUUUAUAUACUAUUUUAUUAUAUUCGUAUGAACGAUAAAAAUCAGAUUCUUUUCUCGUUUGCUGUUUGUACUUAUAUAAAUUAUUAUUUUUCCAGGGGAUUUCGCUAUACUCAUUCAGUCAGGUAUGUCGUUCCGGCGUGCCUUGUGUUUUAAUUUCCUGUCGGCGUGUACGGCGUUUAUAGGAUUUAUUAUAGGCAUAUGUUUGGGCAACAUGGAAUAUUCUGGGUUCGUUUUCUCUUUUGCUGGAGGAUUGUUUUUGUUCAUUACGUUAACACAUUUGGUAAGUAGACAACGAAGUAGAAUAAUCGUAUUACGUUUAAAUGUAAAUCUCAUGAAAAAUUUAACACGUCAUCUAAGAAUAAUAUGCUCGAAAAUUGAAGUACAAUCUAUAUAGAAUAUAUUACCAUUAUUACUUAUAUUAGGUAUAUACAGGAUGAUUCACUAAGCGUGCUCAUCCAAUUUUUUUAGUUGAAUUUGACAUAUAUUCAAAUUUUGAUUUUUGGAAUUUGAAUGUAUGCAAUGUUUAAUAAAAAAAAAAAAUUGGACGAGCACACUUAGUGAAUCACCCUGUACAUAUUAGGUUAAUGUUGGACAUUGGAUAAUGUCAACUUUUCGUCCAAUAAAACUGAUUUUGUGCUAUUAGUUUUAAUAUUAGAGUGAAUUGGUCUAUUACCAAACUCAAAGAUAAAAACAAUGUCUGUAUCUUUGGUUUUUUUUUCAGAUGUUUUAAUUUUUAAUUAUUAGGAGCAUGUGAAGUAUUUUAAUUUAAAAUUUGCAUUUUGCUUAAAAAUUAAACUAUCGGGAAAAAAUGAUCGUACAAACACAGAAAUUGUUCUUAUCUUUAAGCUUGAUAAUAGACAUAUUCACCCUAAAAUUAUACUAAAUAACAGCUUAAAAUCGGUUCCACUGAACGAAAGAGGACAUUAUCAAAUUUUCAACAUUAGACAUAACAUAUGUAUUAUCAAUAAAACCAGUAAAAUAUGGUUAUAUUUACUCCCCUACUGACCUAAAUCACAGAUAGGUCAAAACAUACAAAAACUAUAAUCGUACAUUCCAUUUAAAUAUAACGAGUAUAAAUCGUAAAUUGUAUACAAAGUUUAAACAGUAUAAUUUAGUACAAAAUUAAUUUGUUGAAACUUUGUAUUAUUAAACUAUAGUUUGUGAUCUAUAUUAACGUUUAACAAUAUUUACUUGUAUGUACUCGUUUAUAUGUUAUUUUUCAGCUAUUCAGGUGAUAGUAUACAACAGUAGAUAUUCGUGUAGAGCGAAAAACUAUGUAUUUCAUAAGGCAUAUUAAUAUAUGCCUACAUGGUACAUUAUUACAAUAAUAAUAAAAAUAAAAAUGAAGUACUUAAGUGGCUUGAGUGACUAAAGUACUUAUUAUAUGUGUUCUUAAGGAAAAUGUUUUCCAAUAGAUGAAUACGUUAGAAUAAAGAUGAUUAACCUUCGGUUAAUAGUUUUAUGUUUGAGUUUAACUCCUGGUUUUACGUUAAUUCUCAAAAAAUUAUGUAAAAUCAUCAAAACAGGAUAUCGAAAAAAACUUUCUGUGAGAUCUGUUAAAACAUCUCGUAAAAAAAAAAUGUUAAUUCAUUUUCUGUCUCCUUUAUAUAAAUGGUAUAAAUGAUAAAUUUGUCACCUUUAAAAUUGUGCCACUCCAAUCAUCUGCUCGUUCUGCUUGUAUAUAAUAAUGAUGCUGCAAUAAGUGUCUACCAUCAAAUAUAAAAAAAAGCGAUAUUUCAAUAAAAUGUAUAUUAAGUCCCUUUGGAUAUAUUUUAUAUUAUCUCAAGAAUGCCACUAAUAUUGAUAUUAAAAUUUGUGUUAUGUGUACAAUUUAACUAACUAGGUACUCUAAAUAUUACGAAAUUCCAGAUGGAUUUACUUGGAAUGUUUGUGUUAUGUCAUGUAUUUACCCGUAUUUUCUCUCUUUAGUAAAAAGUGUAAUCAUAUACAAUUUACUUUAUCUAGUAUAAAAUAUUUAAUCCGGAAGGUACAAUUAUUAUGAUUUAAAAAUAUUGAAGGUGUAUUUUUCUAUAAUUUGUCGAAAUGAAAUAGGUAUGUACCAAUUAUAAUUUAUGAUGUAGAAGAAUUAUUUGUUCUGAGUUUUGAACAUGUCACAAACAUGACUUUAUGGACAUUAAAAUAUAUUAUUUUAACUCAAAUGAGGAUUAAAUUAAUUGCAUAGUUUAGACUUUAGUCAAAAGUUCUGAGUUUGUACGUUAUAACUGAUAAUAUUAAAAUAUUUUAAAUAAGAUGUUUAAUACCUAAAUUUUAAAUUUACCAUUCAAACACAUAGGUACGUAUAUUUAAGGAAAUGUAUUGUACAAUUUAAAACAAAUGCAUUAGGGAAAUAUUUCAAAUAAUUAUAUUUUAUUUUAUUUUAAAUUUUAACGAAUUACAGUAGUAAAAUGACAUUGUACAAACUACCAGCGAUUAAAGAAAAUAAUAAUACCGAAUACAUACAAUAAUUUAACAUUUUAACAUAAAUUAAUCUUAUCGGUUGGCUUAGGUUAGAUCAGUUUUUAAGUCAAGUUUUAUAAAUUUUAUCUGUUUCAGUAUCCAUCUUUGUUUCAGGAUUAACAAUUUUUGCAGAGCUUAAUUUUGCAAUUGAUGUAUUAUUUUAGUUUAUAUUUUAUUUAUAAUAAUAUUUAACACAUUUAACAGAAGGCAUUAUUUCUAUUUUAUGAUAUUAAUUUUUUUGCCAAAAAAUUGUUUGGUUAGAAUGACAUUUUUCGUAAUAAUAGAUAGACAAAAAAUAAUUAUUGUAUUAUAAGAAAAAAGUGUAAAUAGACUUUUUAAAAACUCUUUUUCAUUAAGGUUACUUAAAUUAUCUGUAGGUGCCGUGUGUAAGAUUUCUUCGUUUGUAAAAUUUGUCUACAAACCUAGCUAGAUUCUCGAUACAUUUUUUUUUUCUUUUAUUGAUCUUGAUUCACUGUAAAUUUUUCAAACGCUGAUAAUUUAAGCGAUGAACUAAAACUACUUCUAUACUUAUAUUUUAAAACUAUGGUAAUCAUAUAUAAUAAGUUCUAAACAUUAAUAAUAAGUAAUAACAUAUUACAUGAGUACUUGUCAGUAAAGUAUUGUAUUUAUAACUAAAUUAAUUUAAGAUUUGCUCUUCUAAGUUAAGUAAAUUAAGUAAGUCAGGAUACAAAAAGUUAUUAAAUUUAUAUUUGUACACAGUGAAAAAUCAUUUUAAAUAAAAAUUAAUAUCGAUUGAAGUUCGGUAAACAUUUUUCGAAAUUCCAUAAUGUUAACGAUUUUCUGGAACAUUUAAACUUAAAAGAUUGUAAAAGAAACUAUUACCUACAUCAAGCGAAUUUCAUGAUACUUUCACCCUUUGUAAUACUUUGUACAACUUUUAAUAAAUUUGAUGUUAAAUUAUCUACUAUCAUUGUAAAUUGGAGCAAAAUUAAUGGAAGAAAAAUUGUUCACAGAAAAAAAAAUAUUGUAAAACUAAUACAACUUGCUCCACUCGGAAUCUAAAAUAGAAAAUAAAGAAACCGAAAAUAAUCCCGAAAACUUUCCCAUUUUUUUCUCAGUAAUCAUUAAGUAAAUUACACGGAAAAUACAAAAAUUAUCUUCCCAACGCAUCAACUAGAUCCAAAAUAUUACAAAAAAAGCUCUCGUAUAUCGAAUUCAGUAAAUAAGAGCCCAUGUAUACCUAUACCUAUACAUCCGGUCGGUUCAAGUUAACUAUAUUUAAUCACGGUAUAUAUAACUAUAUUUAAUCACAAGUACUGAUUUGUUUAAUUCACUGAAAUAAUGACAGCAAAAAAUAAGAAUGCUUAGGAAAAUGGAAAAUGUAAAAACCUGGAAUGUACACUUCUUUUAAUUUUCAUCACAUCAACCGUAUAAUAUGUAGAAAAAACACCAGGUUAAAUAAUAUUUUAUGUAUGAUUUAAUGUGAUUUUUUGAAAGACCAAUUUCCAUUGCAUGAAAUAGCUAACCUAAUCAAACUUUUCAUAAACAGAUCGAUUUCACCAAGGAACUUUAUACCCUAUACAUAUUAUGAUCAAUUAACUUGGGGAACUUGGGGUGCUUAAGUUGUUCAGUUUUAUCUAUAGCUUUGCAGACUUUAUUUACGUUAUUUAGCAUAUUAAAUUUGAUUAUCAAGACUAUCUAAGCAUAUAUUAUUAUUCUUGAAGAAUGUUUAUAUUUUAAGAUGAGUUUUUUUUUAUUGAAACAUAUUUAUUAAUUAUUUUUAAAUGUUUUUCAGACACCCGAAAUGAAGAAUAUGGUUGAUGAAAAUCUAACAGAAAGUAAAACUUCCGCGUACAUAGGCUUAUUAUUGCAAAACAUCGGGAUGUUUAUUGGCGCUACUCUGAUGUACAUCAUCACUUUUUCGGGUUCCAUAAACAUUCAAUGGUAAGGGAAAAUAACUAUUUUACAGGGAAGAAUGUAAAAUUUAAACCUCUUUGAAAACUAACAAAUAUGGUUUGAUUGGUAUCACAAUCACGGUGCUAAGUUAGUAACUAGUAUUUUCAAAAAUAUAAUGUCUAGUACUUAUAUGUCCAGAAAUUAAUUCCGAAUGUACAAAAUGUCAAAAAAGUGAACGUUCAGUCCAUUUGGUUUAGAAUAUUUAAACUAUAAUAAGACAAUUAAAUAUAUAUAUAUAUAUAUAUAUACAUAUAUGUUUAAGUAGGUAUAUGAUAGUUAUAAUAUUUAUUUAUUAAUCAGUUUAUUGGAUUAUUCAAUUUAACCAAUUUAUGAUUUAAACUUUGUGGAGAGCAAUCACUCUGAAGUUUAGAUAUUAUAACGUUACAUCUAUUACAAUUUCAGUUUCAAUAUUGUUCCUAUAUACCUUAAUAACUAAUGAUGGACAUUUACUUGAUAAAUGUAUUUUUAAUGUAAUACACUGACAUAAUAACAAAUGUUAUUUUGUAACUUGUUGCUGUCUGUACUAACUACUGCAGAGGACUUUUACAAUUUGCAUAUUUCCUUUACACAAUUAAAAAGCGGUCCUUGUUAAUGGGGACGGAAGCAGCUACUGUUAGGUAGAAAGUUGUAGGUAUAAAGUUGGACAUGUAAAAUACAGAGGAGAAUUUAAUGUAUAUCCGUAAGCAUUAAUAAACCAUUGAUAAAAAAACGAUUUUGAGCGGAGUUCAGUUGAUAUUGAUGCUUUGUCAACAGUAUAUAUGUCACAUCAUGGUAAAAUAAUUAAAUAGGCAUAUAUUUUCUUUAAUAAUAUUUGUUCAACAUUGAUCCGAUUAUCUCGUUUUUCUUACGUUUUUUCCAGUUUUCCCAUGGUUUUUUGAAAAAAACUUUCCUAAAGUACCUUCCUAGUAAAAUUUCUUUUCAAAAAAAAUGAACAUUUAAUAAUCGGAGCAACAUUUCUGGUAGAAAACUUACGUGCAGAUAACCAUAAAAAAAAAAAUAUAUAUAUAUUUUUGUAAAACCAUACGCUUCUUCGCUCUAUUCAAAAUCUAAAAACUAACAGAAUAAGAAACAAAUACUUUUUUUAUUUUGAUAGAGAUAGAUUUAUUAAUUUAUUUUGCAUAUAAAUGCAUGUAUCGAGGUUUUUUUUUUAGGGCUGAUUUUUUCCAUUUUAUACUUUUUGAGAAAUAUUUCAAAAUUUUAAAUAUCGGCUUUUUAAUAAACGUUUUUUUUUCAUUUUAUAAUGCGACCAAAAUUGUUGAAUUUAAAUUAAUUUUAAAUUUGUAUAACGUAAUAUGGUGGUUGACUGUUUGCAGAUGCACGUUUUUCCUAGAAACAUUUGACAAUCGCCGAUUAGAUUAAUUUUCCGGUUUAAUUUUAUUUAUAAACAAUAAAUAUAUUUUCUAUAUCAUAGGUAACCAGAUAGGGCGUUAGCAAAAUAUUAAUAUUUAUUAAUUAAUUAGUUCAUUAUAUCAUUUUAUAAAAUAAUAACUAAUAUUAGUCUUCAUAAAUAUAAAUUAUAAUAUAGCUAUUAAUGCAAUUAAUUAACUAAUUACAUCGACAAAAUCUUAUUAUUUAAAACUAACUUUUUUAACUAUUAUUUAUAUAUUUGAUUAAAGCAUUAAAAAAAGUAUUAGAACAUAUUUAGCAUAUUUAUAUAGGGUUCUUAAUUUUUAUGUACAUAAAUGCUUACACAUGCUUUUUUAGAGCUACAAGUCUUGUGCCUUAUUUAUUACCAUAAAUUGAUGCUUAACAAAUUAAUUUCGAAACAUUUAUUAUUCAUUUUUUAAUUAAAUAAUAAACAGUCUUAUUUAAUCUUUUAAACUAGACCACAACAAUAUGUCAUUAUUAUCAUUGCUAUUAUUACUAUUAUUUUUUAUCUAAAUAUUACAACUUAACAAAUUAAUGUAAACUUGUUGGCUUAUUUUUUACUCGAAUAAAAGGUUUGUUCAGAUCAAAAAAUCAACAUUUUGGGUGGGUAAAUAAACGUGAAUAUAUGUGAGGGUAAACACCUAAAUCAAAAUGGCUAUGAAAAUGCUCACAAGUAUUAAGGCUACAGGAGAUUAUGAAAUAGCAUCAGAAUUAUUAAAAAGUUGAAGAGAUAAUUCAAAAAUAGAUUUAUGGAGCAUAUUAAAGGAAGUGUAGGUAAUGGGUGUGUGAAAAAACAUCAAAUAUCUGUCCAAAUUACCAAAGUAAUUUCUUAGUAGGUAUAUUGUUAAUUGACCAUAUACGUAUAUAAGCAACUGAUAGAGAAAUAUUAUAAAUUUAAUAAGUAAUUGCAUUUACUAUUCUACAAGUUGGUACAACUUUGUUAGAAGAGAAGACUUAUGAAAACACCUAGAAUUGAUUAGUAUAUUCUUCUUCUUCUUCUUUUUCUUCUUUCUUGGUUUCGGCCAUUCAAGACCAUACCUCUAGAUAAACAUACUGCCACCUAUCCCUAUUCUCUGCUACUUCCUGCCAAUGACACUCCGGCUCCACUGUUUCAGUGUCUCUCCUUACGCAAUCCUCCCAUCUUAGACGCGGUCUUCCAAGAGGUCUCCUCCCUACUGGGUUUUCCUCUAUUACUCUUCUUAUUAAAAGUAUUAGUAUUAGUAUUAAGUAUUAUUAAAGAUUAGUAUAUUAUCCAAGUAAAGAACAAUGAUCAGAAUAUCUAUACAAGCAGAAAGAUGCCAAGUAAGAUUUGGACAAACAUACUGUGAAAAGUUAUUAACUACAAUUGUAAGGCAUUUUCUUCUAUAUAUUAGUAGAGAUAAAUGAAAUGAAAUGUGUAAUGGGUUUCUGAAGCCGAAAAAAAAAAAUAUCAAAAUAUUUAACUAACUUUUGAGUACUUACUAAGUUUACUAAAUUGUUUAAAUUUUGAAAAUUAAUGUUUUGAUUUUUUAUACAUUACCCAUUACAUUAUACUAAAUAUGUAUGCUACAUGCACGCACUAGUCACUGAACUUUUUUUUUUGGACAUUUUUACUAAUGGACAUUUUAACCUGAAAUCUGACUAUUACAUGACGUAAACAGCUAGAUUCUCAAAAGAAAACAAAUUAAACCAUGUUUUAAUUUAAUUUGAAUAGGUAAUGGAUUUAAUUUUGUUAAUAUCCCUUCAAAAUUUAUGUCAAUAAAGAAGUCAUAAAAUUUACGACAAAUUUAGUUUUAUCAAAUGUGUUAGAUUUAAAAACUGUUAAUCUUGUACCUCAAGUAAACGAAUUAGUUAUAUUAUACUUAAUGUAUGUCUAAUAUUAUGUCAUAUUUUUCAGAUACAUAAUUUUUAUAUUAUUUGAACCAUACAGUGGUGCAUUUAUAGCGUGAAAUUUAACAUUUCAUUAAUUGCUGCAAUUGUGCCAUUACUUCAAUAUUUUAAAUAUUAUACGAAUAAUAAAAAACGAUACGGCUCUAAAGAAUACACACCGAAAUCAUAAAAAAUUACAACGAGGUAAUGACACAAGUAAAUUAAUUUGUCAUCAGACGUACAAUGAUGUGUGUUUUGUAAAAAUUAAUUGUUUAAAGAAAUAUAGUGUAUUAACUUAAGUAUAUAAUAAAUUACAAUUUUUUAACAUUGCCCAGGAAGUAAUAAAAAUAUGUUAAUCUGUUUUCUAAGCCUCUUAAUAAAACCCAUUCAUCGAUUGUAUUACCUGUUUUUUUUUUCUAUUAUAUUAUUAGUGAUUUUGAUAAAUUUUAUUAUAAGUUAAUCGAAUACUAUUAUUAUUUCUGUAUUUGGCUGUUCUUUUUUAAAAAAUAGUUUUAAGUACUUAUAUUAGUUUUAACCGUAACUAUCUGUUAUUUCACAUAAUUAUAUUUGUAUCGAUGUUAUUUUUAUGAGUAUUUUAGUAUAAUAUUAUGUUUUUAUUUUGGUAAUUUUUUAGUAAUUUUUAUAAUAAUGAACUUUUGAAUACCGUGCAAAACUGUUACUUAUUAUUUAUAAUCACAGUGUUUUAUAACAAAAUAUAUACCAAAAAACCAUUAUUGUUAUUACUGUUUGAGUAUUGAAAGAUAAUUUUCUCAGAAUCUUACAUUCAUUGUUUCCAAAUUUAAAUAAUAUUAGUUUAAAAUAGAGAAAGUUGGCGAAUAUAAUAAAUUAUUGUUGUAUAUUCAUUUAAAAUGUACACGUAUGAAUAUAGUAAUAUGUUAUACGGAUUUCAAAAUAUAUUUUAUAUAUUUAUCAUUUAUAAAAACUAGUUUCUUAAUUUGACAGUUUAAAAUAAAUUUUCAUAUUGUUUAUGAUAAGACCACAAUAACAUAAUAAGAUACAUACGUUUUAUAAUAUAGGUAGAAACAAAUAUAAAUUAAUAGGCAA
Molecule: messenger RNA, 32917 nt
Organism: Cinara cedri
Lineage: Eukaryota; Metazoa; Arthropoda; Insecta; Hemiptera; Aphididae
Source: the annotation of a GenBank genome assembly